Molecule: messenger RNA, 960 nt
Organism: Leptosomus discolor (cuckoo roller)
Lineage: Eukaryota; Metazoa; Chordata; Aves; Leptosomiformes; Leptosomidae
Source: RefSeq, a predicted model, not a curated record
GGCUCGUCCCUCAACCGGCACCAGAGGGUCCAUCUCGGGGAGAAGCCCUUCACCUGCUACACCUGCGGGAGGAGCUUCACCUGCAACUCCACCCUGAGGGACCACCAGAAGACCAACUGCCAGGAGAAGCGCUACAAGUGCCCCAGCUGCGAGAAGCGCUUCACCUCCACCAGGUCCCUCAAAAACCACCGCAAGGUCCACCAGGAGAACGGGGCGUUCCGGUGCCCCGACUGCGGGAAGAACCUCUCGUCCAACUCGGGUCUUGUCAUCCACCGGAGGAUACACACCGGGGAGAGACCCUACGGGUGCCCCGACUGCGGGAAGCGCUUCAUGGCCAGCAAGUCCCUCGGCAAGCACCGCAAGAGCCACCGGGAAGACGCCGCCUUCGUCUGUCCCGACUGCGGGAAAAAACUCAUGUCCGAGUCCGCCCUCAUCAUCCACCGGCGGAUCCACACGGGGGAGAGGCCCUACGAGUGCCCCGACUGCGGGAAGCGCUUCAUGGCCAACAAGUCGCUCAGCAAGCACCGCAAGUCCCACAUGGAGGAGGCGCCCUACAAGUGCCCCGAGUGCGGGGAGACCUUCCCCAAAAACUCGGCCUACGUCGCCCACUUCAGGGCGCACCGGGGCCAGUUCGCCGUCCGCUCCACCCUCCUCCUCCACCAGAAGAGCCACGUCGGACCCAGGCCCCACGUCUGCUCCGACUGCGGGAAGGCGUUUCGGGAGAGCACCACGCUCCGGAGGCACCAGCGGAUCCACACGGGCGAGAAGCCGUACCGGUGCUCCUACUGCGAGAAGAGCUUCCGGGCCAGCUCCACCCUCAUCAUCCACCGGCGGAUCCACACCGGCGAGAAGCCCUACAAGUGCACCGAGUGCGCCAAGUGCUUCAUGUCCAGCUCCUCCCUCAUGAAGCACCUGCGGACGCACCUCCGCAAGGAGGGGCCGGGGGCUCCCAAGCAAUGA